Molecule: messenger RNA, 1395 nt
Organism: Closterium sp. Naga37s-1
Lineage: Eukaryota; Viridiplantae; Streptophyta; Zygnematophyceae; Desmidiales; Closteriaceae
Source: the annotation of a GenBank genome assembly
AUGACAGAGGAGAGCCUUCAGCGCGAAAAAGAGGCGUCAGUGCGUCUCUUGCAGCUGCUGCAGCAGGAGCGCGAGGCGCGCUCGGCCAUGGCGGCGGUGAGGGAGGAGGACCGGGUGCUAUCGGAUGCGGAUAUGGCGGCACUGAUGCACAAGAACAAGGAACUCGAGGACGUGCUUCGGAGAUUAGAGGAAGACGUGGAUGCGAUAUCGCAGGAGAAAGAAUCUCUGAUGAAAGACAGAGACGGCAUGGCGGUGGAAUCCAGGCUGGAGGAGCAGCUUGUGAUGAUGAAUAAGAUCACCAGCACCAUGUCGGGUUCAACUGCUAGGCAAAGGGCGGCAGCGCGCCACUCUUUAGCGGGUACAGGAGGAGGCAGCUCAGCCAAGCAGGGCCCAAACAGGGGAAGCACACCCACACGCGCCCACGGCCACAACCAGCAGCAACAGCAGCCGCAGCAGUUUCAGAAUUACUCAAACCCACUCCAGGCCCACAUUUCCCUCACCCCCCCUCCGCCAUCCUCGAAAGUGACAGAUCCGUUUGAGUUACCAGUAGACCACUCCUACCAGGACUUGCCGUCUACAGCAAAUCACCAGUUCCCUGGGCCCCCGGGCGGCCUAUGCUUGUCCCCAUCCCGGGCUGAUAAUCCGUCAGUGAGGAGCUUGAAUGGGCGGGAAGGCGUGUCCGGGAGUAGGAUUCCUGGGACAGGCACGGGAGCAACCACAACAGCAGCAGCAGCACGGAGACAGUCGGAAGCUCCUGGUGGGUUCAGUCAUUCCUCGGCCAGGCAGCUUCAGCAGCAGCAGCAGUCGCCACUUCGGCAGAGGGAAUCAUUUUAUCAGGUCAAUCCCUCAGCAGCAGGAGAAGCUGGUGGUGCAGCAUCUCAGCAACUGCAGUUCCAACAGCAGCAGCAGCAGCAACAGUUGCAGCAGCAGCAGAGCCAGCAGCAGGUGCAGCAGAAGGUGCAGCAGGCCGCACAUCCGCCCACCCUCAUCCCCUCCCCUGCCUCCUCCGCCCGUCUCAACUCCGAGCGCUCCUCCAUCUGCAGCUCUCCGCGAAGCCCUGGCAAAGCAGGCUCGGGGGGAGGCGGGGGAGGGGGAAGAACCGGAAGCGGGGGAGGCGGAGGAGGAGGGGGGGGAGGCGGAGGCGGAGGCGGAGGGGGGGGCGGAGGGGGCAGGAGCAGAGCAGGUGGGCUUGACGGGAGUGGGGAAUACAUGGAUGAGAAUUGCAAGUCUGGAGUGUCAUGGGGGAGUGGGGGGAACGAUGUGGGGGAGUCAGGAGGGGAGGAGUCCGUGGGGAGUACGAGCAUGAUUCCGCGGUACAGUGGCAGCAGUAGGCUACCUGUUCCUGGUGCAGUGAACGGUUGCCGUGCAGGGAGUGGGGGCAAGGUUUGGCGGUAG